This is a messenger RNA of Rana temporaria (common frog), 1439 nucleotides long. RefSeq names its product phosphorylated adaptor for RNA export (gene PHAX). Gene Ontology annotation, biological process: snRNA export from nucleus. NCBI's taxonomy places the organism in Eukaryota, Metazoa, Chordata, Amphibia, Anura, Ranidae. The record is from RefSeq and is a predicted model, not a curated record. Bases 94 to 1269 code for a protein of 391 amino acids. Gene Ontology annotation, cellular component: nucleus. The transcript has 5 exons.
CAGUGAGGCGUGGUCGGCGCUCUCCCGGUUCUCGCCCGGAAGUAAUGUGUAGUGUGCGUACUCUUGACGUUAUUCCGCUUUCCUUUCAGUGUCAUGGCGCUGGAGGCCACCCGGGGAAUGAUGGAUGAAGAUUUGGAGGAUGGAGAGCUGAGCGGCUCGGAUACAGACAUGAAGGUGUCGGGGGACAGAGCACCGCAGCAGAAACUUGGUUUGCCCAGAGCUGGUGACUACAGAAACGAUGCAGCUCUGUCUUCCAGUGUCCCUUACAGAAAUAUAAAAGGGUUGGAUUCUAGCGAUGACAGCUUUUCUGAUUCUGAUACAGAUGAGGGUUCUCCAUGGAAACGUAAACGCCAGAAGUCUUCCCAUCCUCCUCCCGUAAUACCAAGACCAAUAUUGGCCUCAGCUCCUCCCAUACAGAACAAGCAGGUGAGAAGUACAAAGAAUAAUAUAUGGGGGGCAGUGCUUCAGGAGCAGACGCAAGAGGCUGUAGCUACUGAACUUGGAAUUAUGGACAUGGAUGGUCUGCUCGAUAUGAGCCGCCAGUCAGAGACUUACAAUUAUGUCCUAGCCAAGAAAUUGAUGACAAAAGAAAGUGAAAGCGAGAAGGUAAAACUAGACAAAGAUUUGGAUGAGUACAUGAAUGAAGAUAAGGAACGUGUGCCAAAAGAAGAGAAUGGUCACCUAAAGAGGAAGAGACCUGUGAGAGAUAGGCUUGGUGAAAAAGUAGAAAUGGACUUUAAAGGCAGAUAUGAAAUAACCGCAGAUGAUCCAGAAGACAAAGUGUCUGAUGAAAUAGCACACAGGCUCCGUGAACCUAAAGCAGAUCUCAUCCAGCGAGUUGUAAAAAACAUUGGCACCAAAAAGGCGAUUGAACUCCUAAUCGAGACUGCCGAGGUGGAACAAAAUGGCGGGCUCUUUAUUUUGAAUGGAAGCAGGCGGAGGACACCUGGCGGCGUCUAUUUAAAUCUUCUAAAAAACACGCCAAGUAUUACAUCAGAUCAAGUGAAGGAGAUAUUUUACGUGGAAAACCAGAAGGAAUGUGAGAGUAGAAAGGCUGCAAAGAAAAGGAGACGUCACAUACUGGGGAAGAAGGCCAAGGAGGCCAUCAAAAGCCUUAACUUUCAAGAACAUGAUGAUACAUCAAGGGAGACUUUUGCAAGUGACACAAAUGAAGCUUUAGCUUCUCUUGAUGAUGAAACCCCAGAGAUGAAAUUAGACCCUGAAGAUGCCAUUGAGAUUGACAAUUCCCAUGACUUGGAAACCUUUUAACUGGAGCAUUGCUAGGACUUUGCACAAAUGUGUAUUUGCUAGUACAAAUGUGAGACUCUUUGUUGCUGCAGAAUUUACAAAAUUUACCAGUUAAGUGUAGAUUGAAAUUAGUAAUGGCAUUGCUUAUUAAAUUGUGCCUCAGUUUUUUUGGGGUAAGUUUUGAUUUUGUA